Heterostelium album PN500 is the source of this 927-nucleotide messenger RNA. It is a transcript of the gene vps26l, whose product is annotated as vacuolar protein sorting-associated protein 26 family protein. The transcript is spliced from 6 exons. Bases 1 to 927 code for a protein of 308 amino acids. NCBI's taxonomy places the organism in Eukaryota, Evosea, Eumycetozoa, Acytosteliales, Acytosteliaceae. The record is from RefSeq and is a predicted model, not a curated record. Gene Ontology annotation, biological process: intracellular protein transport. Gene Ontology annotation, cellular component: endosome.
AUGUCAGCUGCCAAUGCUCUAGAUAUAAAAUUAAAAAAGAUCGAUAAGAUUUAUAAACCAGGUAAUAAAGUAGCAGGAUAUGUCGUUGUUAGUACAAAAGAAGACCUUUCACACAGUGGUUUAACACUUACCGUCGAGGGAAGUGUACAAUUACAGCUUAGUUCAAAGAGUGUCGGUAUUUUCGAGGCAUUCUACAACUCUUUGAAACCAAUUACUAUGUUACAUUAUACAUUCAAUGUUGCUCCAUCCGACGGAAUGACGAUUAUCUAUACUACUUCAGGUGUUACAGAGAUUCCAUUCGAAUUCAAUUUGGAACCAGCAGCAGGACAACAAUUGUAUGAUACAUAUCAUGGUGUAUUUGUAAAUAUUCAAUACACUAUCAAGUGCGACAUGAAGAGAGGUAUUCUAUCAAAGGAUUUACAAAAGACAAUCGAAUUUGUAGUUGAAACACCAACACCAACCAGUUUAAUUAAUAAAGAAUCAGCACCAGUAAACUUCUUGGUUACACCAGAUUCAUUAUCAACAUUUAAAAAAAUUUCUAAAUCGGAUAUUCCAAACUUUAGAGUAUCAGGUCAACUUAAAUCAGCGAUUUGUCAUAUCAACGAUGCAUUCCAAGGUCAUCUUAUCAUCGAAUCGGCAGAAGCUAUCAUUAAAUCAGUUGAAUUGCAACUCGUUAGAGUUGAAACAUGUGGAUGUGCAGAUGGUUAUGCAAGAGAAUUGACAGAGAUUCAAAAUAUUCAGAUUGGUGAUGGCGAUAUGUGUAGAGGAUUGAAUAUACCAAUCUGGAUGGUAUUCCCAAGAUUGUUCACUUGUAUCACCACGGCCGCACGUACUUUCAAGAUAGAAUUCGAAGUUAAUCUAGUAAUCAUGCUGGAAGAUGGUCAUCUAAUUACAGAGAAUUUCCCAAUUAAAUUAAUAAGAAAUUAA